UUGUAAUUAGUUUUUUUCGUGUUACUUGCUCUGCCCGGCAUUUUUAACGCGCGUUCUACGAAAUUUCAAUCAUAAAACACAGACAUACAAAUAUACAAAAUAUUAUAUACAAGCUAAACAACAAACCGGUUGCAAAAAAGUUAAAGAAACAGAAUCACGUCAACACUACAACUACAACAAAAUACCUAUAUUAAAAUAGGCAACAACAAUAAAUUCGACGCAAUUCUUCUGCGACUUUAAAGAGGCGAGGAGUGUGAGGCUCAAGGUUGCAGCCAAAACUAAGUUAAAACGAAGUCGAACACUAGAGUUUUCUUUUGGUGAGUGAGGCAAGGAAAAUAUGUCAGCGCGAAGAAGUCAAACACAGAUGGCGCCACCGCCGCCGCCCCCAAAGCCAAACAAGUCAUAUGCAAAUGGCAACGGUACGCUGUCGAAUGGUGGUACCAACAACAAUCACAACAACAACAACAACGGCGGUUAUAACAGCAGCAGCAACAGUGGCAGCAACUACAUCGCCAACAACAAUAAAAGUGUCGUAGUCACAACAGACGGGGCGUCAGCAGCGACUUCAAGUCAGCCAGGCCAGCCAAGCCAGCCAGGUCAGAACCUAAACGGGCCCAGUACCUGCCAGACGCCACCGCGGACCGAACAAGUCGUGAUGACGCCUCGCGGGAAGACAGCGAACAGCACCGUCAUACUCAUCGAACGGAAGCUGGUGGACGAGAUAAAUGAUCGGGUGCAUGUGGCCGGCGGAGAUCAUACGGGCAUUAUCAUUAACAAGGACACAGUGGCCGUGCAGAAGAGCGCCAGCAAGGCUGCUGCCCUCUCCCUGGAGUUCCGCGUCUUUCUGGUUAGCGCCAAUACGGGCAAGCACUCGCAGGAGUCGCGCACGCUGAGAUUCUGGUUUCGCGAUUGGCUCACAAAUGAUGAGAAACAGGCGCACAUAGCGCAGGACUUUUUCAAGGAGCUAGUUAGUCCCCAGGACUUUCCCAGAGACUAUGUGGGCUUUAUCAAGAAGAUAAUGAAGCUACUCCAGCACGGAUAUCACGAAAUACAAUCCAUUGAGAUCGAGCUGCGUAUAUUGGAGGAGACAUCAGCCCCGCCAUCGCGUCCACCGCGCGAUGGUUACAUCAUCUACUGCUAUGGCGACUGCAAUCGCAAGUUCGAGGAGGCGUUGUUGGCGCAACAGAAAACAGUAUCGUUGGAAGAAUCACAAUUUGAAUCUCCACCACUGACACAGGAAAAGGUUCUGGAACUCAUCGAGCAGGCCUAUCCAAAUCCCGUGUCCCCUGAUGAUUUGGCCAAGGACUACGGCUGGAACGAGCAGGAUGUGCAGCUGGUGUUUAUGUCACUACAGGAACGUGGUCUUAUCAAGUCCAUGGAAUACAAUGCCUACACACGCAUACACUACGAGGACAAGGAGAUUAAAGUCGUCAAACAGAUGCCCACUAUAGCCUCGAAUAAGCAGCCGACAAUUGCGAUCAUAACGGCGCAAUAUUGUGAGAAGUUGGCGGUCGACGCCAUGUUGGAGAACAAGGAAACCUUUGUGCGAUACACAACAGUGGAUUCCGAUCCCAACCUAACGAACUCACUCAAAAAAUCCAAAAAGAAACGAAGAUUUGGCGAAUCAAAUGUCUAUACUUUGGGUAAUAUUGGAGCACAUCGGAUCGUAAGCACCAAGCUGCCAUCGGUGGGCAGCACCCGUGAGGCGAUGACGGCAACGGGCAAUACCACGACUCGACUGCUGGGGACAUUCCAAAAGGUUGAUUACGUAUUUAUUGUGGGCGUUGCAGGCGGCGUUCCCCACUAUACGGAUUACAAGAAGCAUGUGCGCUUGGGUGAUGUCGUCAUCUCGUAUGUGGACAAGCAGCGUGCGCUGCUGAGCAGCAGUAAGGAGAAGCCGUAUGUGUAUGUAUACAAGAGUGGUGAGGAUGUGAAGACCUAUUUCCCAAUCAACGACUCACUGCAGCUGAUUGCCGAGAGUCUGCAGGCUAAUAUGGCGCAAAAGCGUCCUUGGGAGAGUUAUUUGCGCGAUGCUCUGCAGUCGCUGCUCCAGAAGACCGAAAGCGAUUUCAAUCGGCCAGACGGCAAGACGGACAAACUGUUCAUGAAUAUUGGCAACAACGAGGUCAUUGAGGUGGCUCAUCCCAUAGCGGCCGAUGAGCUAGACGGUGUGCCGCGCAUGCGCUUACAUUUAGGACCAAUUGGCUCCGGUCGGGAUUUGGUGCGGAGCGAUGAUUUGCGCACCCAGUUCGCACGAAAAUAUGGACUGCUGGCCACCGAUGUGGAAAUGAGCUCUGUCCUUGACAGCAUUAUUGGCAACUGCAGGGAAAGCUUUAUAUUGGUGAAGGGCAUAUCGGAUUAUAAGGACGGCAUGUCGACGCGCAAAUGGCAGAAUUAUGCGGCAUUGUCGGCUGCCUCGGUGGUUAAGUCCAUCAUAUGUGGCAUGGAUGCGCCGACCAAUGUUUGAGAGCUUAGCUUAGGUUAUUAAACACAUACCAUAAACAUAUAAAUUCAGAUAUAUAAUAUAUAUAAACAGUAGAUGUCGAUACAAGUUAAGCGCAUUUAGUAAUCAUUUAUUUUCUAACUUUUGCAAUAUCUUGACAAAUCUUCCUUCUUUUUUUUUAUUCUUCAUAUUGUUUGAUUGUGCGUUAAUUAACCAAAAUCUGGGCUCUUAAGCCCUUUUCUUGUAAACCAAAUGUAUGCGUAUGCGUUGUCCUACUACAUAUGUUAUGUAUGUACAUACAUAUGUAUUUAUACUAUACAUACUUGUAUGUAUUAAUUUCUUGUUAUUUAUUUGUUAUGCUUUUGUACUACAUAUAUUUUUACA
Molecule: messenger RNA, 2827 nt
Organism: Scaptodrosophila lebanonensis
Lineage: Eukaryota; Metazoa; Arthropoda; Insecta; Diptera; Drosophilidae
Exons: 10
Coding region: 338-2467 (709 amino acids)
Biological process (GO): nucleoside metabolic process
Molecular function (GO): catalytic activity
Source: RefSeq, a predicted model, not a curated record